Paraglomus occultum is the source of this 289-nucleotide messenger RNA. Lineage: Eukaryota; Fungi; Glomeromycota; Glomeromycetes; Paraglomerales; Paraglomeraceae. The record is from the annotation of a GenBank genome assembly.
UGCUCAGCAAGUUUUCUUGACUUGCAUUCAAAAGGACAAUUCCACAACGACCAGUACGCCGACUGUCAUCGCCUCGCUACAGAUUGCAUUAACUCAACCACUCCUGCUGGAUGACUACGUCUGUAUAGAUGGACAGUAUGGCAUAGUCGAGGAAAUUCAAACCCAAUAUUUAGUGUUGAAAACAGAAAAGGAUAGCCGUAUUAUCAUCCCACUCACUCGCGUGAUCGACCAAUCGUUUGAAAACUAUACUCGUGGAGGAGACACCAUUGGGACCACGUUUCAGUUGUUC